This is a messenger RNA of Coccinella septempunctata (seven-spotted ladybird), 2626 nucleotides long. Its product is annotated as MFS-type transporter SLC18B1-like. Lineage: Eukaryota; Metazoa; Arthropoda; Insecta; Coleoptera; Coccinellidae. The transcript is spliced from 13 exons. The coding region runs from base 796 to 2553 and encodes 585 amino acids. Gene Ontology annotation, biological process: transmembrane transport. The record is from RefSeq and is a predicted model, not a curated record. Gene Ontology annotation, molecular function: transmembrane transporter activity.
GGAACCUAUUAUAUUGUCCCUCGUAAAUUGGUCCCGUGUAUGAAGAAAUGUAAAUGUUCAGAAUGAAUGAAAUGUACAACCGACGUCGAUGACGUGUAGUCAGUCUACUCGGACAAUAGGGCAGAAUGUAUAGAUAGGAUCCAGGGGACAAACCCACAUUUUGGAGUAGUUGAAGACUGGAUAUUCAAAUUCCGUCGGAUGAGACGGGUUUCCGUUAUCUCAAAGUCUUGUGUUUUGUGAUAAUAAAACGCUGUUCUAUUUCUAGUGACGAAAUUUCAAUAAGCUGAGUGCUCAAUUAUAGUUUCUCGUUAGGUAGAGUAUUAUUGCUGAAUAAUAAAAUUUUCUAUUGUCGUACCUACCCGUAACGCUUAGUUGUGCCUGAUUCAGAACCUAUUUCUCGGAAGGUCUUUUUCGAUUUAUGAGAUGUCAAUAGUCAGUGCCUCCAAGGAACUCUGUUAUUCCACUUGACUGUACCUUUUACCUUUCCCAAACUUUCGAGUUUACCUUGAUCUCUCUGCAUCAGCUGUAUCGUCCAAAACACAUGUUAGUUUUCGAUUCUAACCUAUUGCUUCUUACUGCAAUUUUCGUUAUUCUAUUUAUAAACUGUGUCUACGGCUUUAACGAAAUUUUGUGCAUCUCUGUUCAGACUUCAGUCUGUUCUCUGGCGAUAACCAAGAAUGGUCGGGAGGAUUCCGGUUCAAAUUGUACUUUUCUUGAGCAAGUCUAUAUAGAAGUUCUUAAGUUACAAUAGUGUUCCAUUUUUGGUGGAUUUGAGAUCUUAUUUCAGUUUACAGCAUGGGGGGACCCGAAAAAUGCUUCGUGAAUCCAGAUGGGGAAGUUACCGCAGAGACCUCGGGGGCCUGGAAGGGAAGAUAUGAGAACGAAUCCUCUUGCAGUUACUCCAUUUCUGUGGGGAGCGAGGAACCCAGGACCAGGAGGGAGAGGAGUAAAUCCUUGUCGCAGUUGGAUCCUGAUAUGGCUUCGGGAGAAGUGGCCAGGAUACGGGAGAGAUUGUUGAGGACGAAUUCUCAUGUGGAAAAAUCGCACCUCAAAAAUUUCUCUGGCGUACAACGUCUAACUUUAUUACUACUAGCCUUAGUAGAUUUUAUGGGAUUUUGUUCCAUGUCCAUCAUGGCUCCAUUUUUCCCAAAAGAGGCACAUCAGAAAGGACUGAGUGACACUGUGAUUGGUUUAAUUUUUAGUUUUUACGCUCUUAUUAUGUUCCUGACGUCACCCAUUUUCGGAAAAAUUCUACCGAAAGUGGGGACAAAAUUUUUAUUUCUCGGUGGAAUAUUGGUUGUAGCCAUAACUAAUAUUCUCUUUGGGUUUUUAGUUUAUGUCGAUGAUUUUACCCUAUUUACAACAUUGUGUAUUUUAGUUAGAAGUAUAGAAGCAUUAGGUGCCUGUGCAUAUUCGACAGCUAGCUACGUUUAUGUAGUGAACUCUUUUCCGCAAAGUAUAGGAAGUGUUUUGGGAAUCCUAGAAACCUUUGUAGGCUUAGGUAUGAGUACAGGGCCGGCUAUAGGAGGAUUUCUCUAUUCGCUUGGCGGUUUUACCCUUCCAUUUUUAGUUUUGGGCAUCACAAUGGCUAUUACAGUACCCUUAAAUUUGCUAUUUCUACCUAGUGUUGAAGAGUGCAACAUGUCUAGUAAAUCAACUUCAUUCUUCAAACUGAUCAGAAUAAAAGAAGUUUUGGUGAUUGGUCUCGUUGUUGUUUUUGCAUCUAGCACAUGGGCCUUUUUAGAUCCAACUUUAGAACCUCACUUGAGACAGUUUGACCUAACGACUGGAAAAGUUGGAUUGAUUUUCCUCCUUUUUUCCGCUUUGUACGCUAUUGCUAGCCCUAUUUGGGGAUGGUGCGCUGAUAAAGUUGAUAAUCAUUGGUCAAUGAUGGUCGUAGGAUUAUUUAUAAGUACAGUAGGUUUACUUUUAUUGGGGCCAUGUCCAUAUAUACCUUGGCUCGCAAGUGCAAAUUCCCUAUGGCUCAUCAUUGUUGCACUUUGUAUUCUCGGAGUGUCAAUAGCACUCACAUUAUUACCAACAUUCAGGGGGAUACUAACAUCAGCUACAGAUGCUGGCCACAAAGAGUCGCUAGCAACCUAUAGCGUAGUUGCGGGCAUUUGGUCGUGCCUUUACUCUCUUGGUGAAGUUAUUGGACCGUCGUUGGGUGGAGUUUUAUUGCAGUAUUAUGGUUUUCCCCUGAUGUCAACUGUGAUGGCAGCUAUCACUUUAACAAUUGCGUUGAUAACCCUCAUGUAUUUCACAACUAAAACGAUCACCGGUGGAGAGGUUGCUCCAUCUUCUGAUAGUGGUAUAAAUGAAUCCUGGAGAAGUUCAAGUAACAACAGCGAUGAUGAAGAAUCCUCUGAAACAACGUCGCUGUUAUUCUCGAGAACAGACCACAAAGAUUACAGAACAUACACUGAAGAUAAAGUACAGAACUACGGGGAAAGCAGGAGAAUGGAUAAAAAGUCGGGUGAUAUAGAUGAAAAUCAAUGCACAGAUGUAAGAGGCACAAUUUCUAUAACAGGAGGUGGAGCUUGCGAAGUAUGAAAGAAGAAAUGAGAAGAUUGUACAUUUGUUUAUGUAUCCUAUUUAUUAUAUUAAUAAAGUUGUCUUAUAAUUA